ACUAGCUAGCUAGCUUCUGCUUCUUCAACUAGUUUAUUUGGUUCUUCAUACUUCCCUAAGAAGAUGUCUGGGGUUUGGGUUUUCAAGAACGGCGUCGUCCGGCUGGUGGAGAACCCGGGGGCGGAUUCCUUGCAGGGCUCCAACAGCCGGCGCAAGGUUUUGGUGCACACUCCCAGUGACGACGUCAUUAGCUCUUACGCUGUGCUCGAGCGGAAGCUGGUUUCACUUGGUUGGGAGAGGUACUACGACGACCCGGAUCUCCUUCAGUACCACAAGCGGUCCACCGUCCACCUCAUCUCUCUCCCCAAGGAUUUCAACAAGUUCAAGUCCAUGCACAUGUACGACAUCGUCGUGAAGAAUCGGAAUUUGUUUGAAGUCAGGGACAUGUAGUCUCACUAGUCUGUCCUUUGGAUCUGCUGCUACUGCCUGCUAGCUUCUGCUGAUGAAUGUGUUUGUGAUGCAUGAUGAUGAUGAUAAUUAUGUGUGUUUGGUUAGUUUGUGAUCGUAACUGUGUUUUCUUGUUGGAGGGUUCACUGUGUUUCGGUUUGGUUUGGUUUGAACCUUGAUGUAUGUAGGUACAAUAUGUAUGUAGGUUAGUAAAAACAUGGGUUUGAUUGGUGAUUAUUGGGUA
Molecule: messenger RNA, 631 nt
Organism: Argentina anserina (silverweed cinquefoil)
Lineage: Eukaryota; Viridiplantae; Streptophyta; Magnoliopsida; Rosales; Rosaceae
Product: flowering-promoting factor 1-like protein 3
Exons: 1
Coding region: 64-390 (108 amino acids)
Biological process (GO): regulation of flower development
Source: RefSeq, a predicted model, not a curated record